Molecule: messenger RNA, 2902 nt
Organism: Aspergillus japonicus CBS 114.51
Lineage: Eukaryota; Fungi; Ascomycota; Eurotiomycetes; Eurotiales; Aspergillaceae
Product: Zn(II)2Cys6 transcription factor
Exons: 1
Coding region: 1-2460 (819 amino acids)
Biological process (GO): regulation of DNA-templated transcription; DNA-templated transcription
Molecular function (GO): DNA-binding transcription factor activity, RNA polymerase II-specific; DNA binding; zinc ion binding
Source: RefSeq, a predicted model, not a curated record
AUGGUCAAGAAAGCCGAGUUACGGCGGAGUUGCGCCUUCUGCCGCGCCCGCAAGAUCGCCUGCUCCGGCGAGCGCAUUUGCACGGCAUGUCGCGAUCGGUCGAUUGAAUGUGUUUAUGGCUUGGAGGGGCCCAAGGGUCGUCCUCGUUUGAUGAGGAACUCGUCGGGUAUACCUCCUGCUGCUACUGCUGCUGCUGCUACCACCAGCCUGAUGGCAGAGCUGGAUCUCAUGUUUCGCGAGAACUUCAGUGACGAUGAUUCCACUACCCCCGCUCCAUCGAACCUAUUCCAAGACCGGGUAGCCACUUUUAAUCGGCGUCUUCUGGCCGGGAGAGCCAGCAGCCCUCAACGCUCCGCCACCUCUCCGACAGGGAGUAUCAGUUACCCCGGCUUCCUGGCUCUCGUCAUGCAAGAACUGAUUGAAACUGUCGCUGUCAAAUUCAGCAACCUCGGCUGUCAUCCCUUCUUUGGGCCCGGGGAGAGCUUUUAUCACGCCUCCAUGCUGCAGGACACGACCAAGGCGAUGUUCGAUAGUGCCCCGGCCUCCUCCGCAGACCUGGAUAUCUGGGAUGAGUAUAACCCGCAUCUCAUCUCCCAGUAUCUCGAGGUCUGGUUCAGUAGCCAUCCUUUGUCGAUAUCAAUCUCCAAAUCACUUCUUCUCCGCGAGCUGCGCAGCCAGAAGGCCAACCGGAUAUUGUUGGCGAUCCUGCUGGCGGACGCCCACCACUUUGCCGAGGAAUCUGUCAAGGGAGAUCGCCUGGUGCGGUGGGCCAUCGCGCAAUUACCCAGUAUCCCGGCGGGGAGGGGGGAUCUCACCACAGCGCAGAGUCUCCUACUUCUGGGCUGGUAUCAUGCCUGCCGCGGGCGCUCGCGUCGAGCGUUAUGCUAUGUGGGAUACGCCGGUCGUAUCCUCACGACGUUGAAGUGCCAACUGUCCGAGUCGUCUUUGGCCGGGCAGACGCACAUCAACGGUGUCGAUCAUGACGCAGUGGAGGCGGAGCUGAUUCACAACAUAUGCUGGGUGAUGCUGGCCCUCACGCUGUGGUCGUAUAUCCAGAUGGAUAUGCCGCUGGUGGAUCUCCUGCCCGCGCGGCUCAUGCAGGUACUCCCUGCCAGUUCAGAGGCCGAGUCGACGCUGCUCCAACUCGAUCGAGCGACCGAGAACCUCUCCACACUCAAGUCGCAGGUCUCUUCCUUGCAGGCGGUGUGGCUGCUGGCACAUGUCACCUCGCUGAGCGCGCGUCUGUACGCCGUCUAUCCGCGGCCCCAAUGCGGUUCUCCGCCGGUGCCGCAGCCGUGGCAGGAAGCGAUCCUGCACCGGCUCGAUCGCCUCCUGCACCAGGGCCGCAGUCUGGCGCAGGUGUGCGCGGGGGCUCGUGAAGCCCUGCGGGACGUCGUCGCGACGGUGCAGCACGAAUCCGGCGACAGCUGCGGCGGUCCCAUACUGCUCGUGUUCUACCACGCUGUCGCAUUGCAUCUGCUCUUCCCUCGCAAAGAGAUGGGACACGACGCCCCACAGGUUCUCGUCCUCAGCGACUCGCUCUUGGAGGGCCUCACAGCCUCUAUGCAUGAUCUGCAGCAGCUGUUCCCGGCGAUCCAAGCCCUCUCGCGACAUCACUUGGGGCACCCCGCUCGCACAGAAUCUGCCUCGCUGCAUUUCUAUAUCCUUGGCCUAGACGCUGCGAGUCGAGCUCUCAUGUAUAUCCUCACCCUCUGGGACCGUGCCACGACGGUGGAGCAGCAGCUCUGGCGCGAUAUCCUUCCACGGCUAUUAGCAGGGGGGCGGCUGCUGCAGGAGCUCUUCGAACACGAUACUCUGCUCAAGGAUUGCCGCUGGCGAGCGGUAGAGCGUCAGCUGAAGACCGCAUGCAGCAGAAUCGAAGGUGUGAUCUCCCGCUUCCGAGAUCAGUCCUCCCACCGCUUAUCGUUUGGUCUCACUCUGCCUGUGCCGCAGCCAUCGGCCGCGAGCAAUCCCCCCACAGAGCUGCUGUCUUUGUCUUCGUCCUCGUCGCUCGUGCCCGUCUCCUUUGAUCCGGACUUUGAGUGGUUGGACGUGCAAGACGUCACGAGCCCGCAACCUACGGCGCCCGAAUUGCGGGAUUUCGGCCUCGCGGUAUGGGCUAACCCUACCCCCCUGUUAUCAUUGAAUCCGUUCGGACUCCUGCCCGGCGUGACUGAACCAUCUGGUCUGGUUCAACCACCGACUUUCAUGCCGCUUGACGCGUACUCGGACGAUGCAAUCCUAUACCCCGUGCCCCAAUCCGUGGGCGUACUGCCAUCGACGUCGUCGGUCUCGCUGCCUGAUAUCAGUUUGGAUGGUCGACAGAGCCAGCGGAAGCGAUCAUCGAACGACCGCAGCAGUGCGGAGGUGGAUGCACGUGCGGAGGAAGGGGAUGCGUCUGGGAUGAGUCGGGUGGAGGAACCGAAGACGAAGCGCGUGAAGGGAGUUGCGUUCACAUAGCUCCUCUCAUCACGUAGGCGUGUAUUGAUCGCUGUUUCAGGUGUAGAAGUUUCUGCAUUCAGUAGUAGCUCCUAAGGAGGUUGUACGCUGACGCUGCUCGGAUUUUGUAUGGGUUGUUUUCCCUUGGCUGAAAUAACCCUCCGUCGCGCCACGGAGGUCCGUCGGGGUGUCGGAUGUGGUAGAUACUGAUACCUGUCCAUUCCAGCCACGGUAACUGCAGGCUGUACUCGGUUUUAUUGUGGUUCUGGUUAAGGGGUAGGGUGAGUUGGUAGGGUGAUUGGUACCUGUUGGUUUAUGGAUAGGUGCUUCCUGAUUGACUAGUUGAUCUUCGCGCAGAAAUACCAUGGGCAUGCUUAGCGCGUACGGAGGUGGUGUUUGAUGCUGUUGAUGAUGUUGAUGAUGUUGUUGAUGUUGCUGGUCUGGAGGUAGAUGUGGAGUAUUG